Molecule: messenger RNA, 730 nt
Organism: Heteronotia binoei (common prickly gecko)
Lineage: Eukaryota; Metazoa; Chordata; Lepidosauria; Squamata; Gekkonidae
Gene: NDUFA1
Product: NADH:ubiquinone oxidoreductase subunit A1
Exons: 3
Coding region: 451-663 (70 amino acids)
Source: RefSeq, a predicted model, not a curated record
UCCUCCGUCCGCCUCAGCUCUGACUGGGGCACGCAUUGGCCAUCCCUCCUCUCGCGGGAGUAGCGAAAAAAGAGCCGCCCCCAAAGCAACACCUCCUCCAGCGGCACAGGGACGCACCGCCACGCCAGGCCUCAUUGUUGUCAUGGAGAUUCCUCUUCCCGACAUACCCCGGGAGGGACUGCAGCUCCCAGCAUGCUCCAGAGACCUCCUCGUUCCCGGCAUGCCCUAGCCACUCACGGAUCUAGCCGACUUGUUUUAUUCGCUUCCCUGGUCUCAGCACCUACUGGAUCCAUAGCAAAACCGCCGACUACUACCGUAGUGCGCUACGCAUUCUGGGAAAGGCCUGGCGGUCGGGGAGAUAUUUUCGCGCAUGCGUAGUGAUUACUGUGUGUGUUGAGGACAGAGAGAAAAAAGGUGGUCGCAUUGGAGGAGUGCGCAGGUGCCGCUGCGAUGUGGUAUGAGAUCCUGCCUUCCUUGACUAUCAUGUAUGUGUGCUUGACUAUCCCUGGGAUCAGCACCUACUGGAUCCAGAGAUACACGAACGGAGGAAAGGAGAAGAGGAUUGCUCGGAAUGCCUAUCAGUGGUACCUAAUGGAGAGGGACAGGCGUGUUUCCGAAACUGAUCGCUACUAUGAAUCAAAGGGCUUGGAGAAUAUUGACUAAACCCACGGCAUGAUAAAUUCUACCAGAACCAACCUAAUAUGAAUAAAUAUGUAUUUGACAAAGUGUA